Messenger RNA from Scylla paramamosain (green mud crab), 4812 nucleotides. RefSeq names its product homeotic protein ultrabithorax-like. Gene Ontology annotation, cellular component: nucleus. Gene Ontology annotation, molecular function: RNA polymerase II cis-regulatory region sequence-specific DNA binding; DNA-binding transcription factor activity, RNA polymerase II-specific. Gene Ontology annotation, biological process: anterior/posterior pattern specification; negative regulation of transcription by RNA polymerase II. Lineage: Eukaryota; Metazoa; Arthropoda; Malacostraca; Decapoda; Portunidae. The record is from RefSeq and is a predicted model, not a curated record.
UCUGUGUUCUCUUCUAAAGCUCGCGCCCAUGUGAGAUGUUUAGAAUGUGGUUUAACUCGCUCAGAAACAAGGUCGCCCAUAUUGAGGUGAGGAUGUCAUGUUCAGGUGUCGAAAACCAAGGAAGGAUGUGCUCGUUCUUUACAAGUUGUGCAGUGUUGAUCGGUGAACAUUUUUAAGGCUUUUCCUGUGCCCCCCAUAAUUCUUGACUUAUAUAUAGAUUCUUACACCUCUUACGUCUCCAUAAACCCGUCCACUUUCCUUGCAUUUCCUCCAAGCAAGAUGACACUGCAUUUCAGUAUUGAACCUUGACCGGUAAUGAAUAUGGUUGCGCAUAAUCCUGAUUCAUAUGCGAGGAGCCAGGUUCAGUAGGCGUGGCAGGGGAGAGCAGGGUAGUCCCAGUAAGCCAGCGGAAACACCCUGCCAAUGGAGUGAGAAUAGUGGGAUGCUGGGUGGCGCAUUACGGUUAUCCGUGGGAGUAGGUCCGAUGGGGUGUGGGGCUUUGUGGGAGCAAGACUGUCGGAGAGCCAUAAGCCUGGUGGAAGAGAUGGAGCAGUAGUAGGCCUGGGGCUUGGGUGGUGAUGAAGAGGGAUGCUGUUAAACGAGGUCUCUAAAUUGAGGAAGUUUGAGUAAAGAAUUAUGGAUAUAAUAACGAAGAGGAAGCCCUGGCGGUAGGCUGUGCUUACUGCAUGAAUAUGUGUUUUAUCUCCCACAUUAGGCCUAACCAUCGAAAAAGAAGUAGUGGUGAUGUAAGCCUGCCAGUAGGCCUUGCACGCGUGACACGAUGCAGCAGGACUGAUAUCACAGCCCUGGUAGAGUAGGCGUGGUGGUGCAGUAGGCCUGGUGGUGUGGAAUAGGCCCAGGGGUAAAGCGGGAGGGGAGUAGGCCUGGCUUGGAAGAGUGGGGCGGGGCGGCGUCAUGCGGGGAGUGGUGUAGGCUGGGCGUCAUGCAGCAGCAGGUGGAGGAAAAGGAGGGAGGGAGGGCCGGGGGCGCGGCCUGCCAGCGUCACGCCCCCGGGCUGCCAGGGCCCGCCCCCACGUGCGCCGGGCCUGGCUGCCGCCGUUGCGUGGCUGGGGGACCUGGGCUCACCGUCACCAUUCGGCCAGUGUGCGCCAGCCAGCCAGCCACCACCGAGAAUCGCGCGUGUGUGUGCGAGUCGGCCGGUCGUGACGUCACUGUUACGGAGCUAGUUCUUCCCGCGGACUCCCGUCUCAGUCACAGUCGUCCUGCGGCCGUGUGACGCAACCCAUCCUCAUUGGCUGCUUCUGCCUUUCCGGGCCGUCCUUCAUAUGUUUACACAUAGCGACUGCUAUGAGCAAAUUUAAUCCGGCACAUGGUGUGGUAGCGCGGGUAAAAUUUACAAUUUGAAAAUCGUUGUGGUGUGUUGGUGGUGAUCACGUUGUGCUACUGGACCUUCAGUUGGUGCUUGGUGUUGGUGGAGUGAGUGUGUCAGUAGGUGCUUGUAGUGUGUUGCCUUCAUAACCACAACCAUGAACUCAUACUUCGAACAGGGUGGUUUUUACGGCGGCGGCUCCGGCGGGGACCAGGCAUACCGCUUUCCUUUGGGCCUCAGCGUGAGUCCUUAUGGGCAGCCAGCACCACGUCAGGAUGGCUACGAUGCUUCAGCAGCCUCCUGCAAGUUGUAUGGCACGCCCCAGGACCACAUGACGCCAAAUCCUUUCAAGGUGGAUUGCGCCAAGGACCAGAAUGGCUAUGGUAUCAGCAAAGACAUGACGGGAGGCUGGGGCCCCACGGUGCGCCCCGCCUGCACACCCGACCCUGUGGUUGCUCGGGGGUACCCACCUGACCCCAGCACCUCACCGCGGGACCGAUCCUCACACGUGGGCACCUGGAACACCUGCGGGAUGACCCCCGUGUCCCAGCCCCACCAGCCUCCCCAGCAGCCGCCUCAGCAGCAGACCAACAACCAGAUGAACCAGCCGCCCUCCAACACAACCUUCUACCCCUGGAUGGCUAUAGCAGCUCGGAACUCGUGCCCGUGGACAUCCGGGGCCAAUGGUCUGCGGCGCCGCGGCAGACAGACCUACACGCGAUACCAGACGCUGGAGCUGGAGAAGGAGUUCCACACAAACCACUACCUAACACCGAGAAGAAUAGAAAUGGCGCACGCUCUGUGUCUCACCGAGCGACAGAUCAAGAUCUGGUUCCAGAACCGGAGGAUGAAGCUGAAGAAGGAGAUCCAGGCGAUUAAGGAGCUCAAUGAGCAAGAGAAGCAGGCACAAAAUGCGAAGUUGGCGGCGCAGCAAAAUGCGUCCAACAACCCCCAGGGCUUGACCCCCAACCAGGGGGCGGGAGGGGGGCCCGGGGCGGACCAGAACCCUGCGAACCCCGCGCAAAACUAACGACACAACUUUCAUCUAUAAGCUAGGAUUAAGGUGAGUACUCAGAGUGUUUCUUCUUGUUGUUGUACGCAUGACUAAUGUUAUUGCAGGUCGAUAAAAUACAAAUAUUAACAACACAGUUAAAAUUCUCGUUAGGUGAGCAACAUAUUUAGAGAAAAUUAUAAAGACUUUUAAGGGGACAACGUUUACGUAUAUGAAUGAUUCCGUGUGUAUUCCACUACUGACAUAAUUCUUAAAGGGUUUGGUUCUGUCAUCAGAGAAGAGAGCCCUGUGACAUAUACUGGAGUAUAUGAUAGAAACCACACAACUGUUUCAUUAAACUCUUACUUAGCAUAGUCUUUGUGCAUCAAAAUGUUCCUUGUCUCCUUUAGUUCUUUGCUGGCAGAGAGGCAAGGAACAAGGAGGCUGGAGCAGCGUAGCUCCUGGCGUAGGGGCGGAUAGCUCAUAAGGACGCCAUGCCAUUGUUGUUGCUUGGCCAGAGAGAGAGAGAGAGAGAGAGAGAGAGAGAGAGAGAGAGAGAGAGAGAGAGGAGAGAGAGAGAGAGAGAGUAGUGGGGGGUGGGCAAGGGCCAUUCAUCGUGUUGUGCCGCCCCAGCUUGGCCUGGAAGGGGCCUCACCCCUCCACCCCAAGCUCUCCUCUUCUCGGCAUCUACUGCGCGCCACCCAGUUCAAAGAAGAGGGAAAACGCAUCUGAGAAAGAGAGAGGCAGAGACCCACAAGUGAAAAUGCUAUUUCAGUUCAGCAAACAAAACUAAAAUAAUAUAAAAUUUCAGUCUACAAGACCAUUGUUCUCCGUGUUAUACUGACAAUUCAUCACUUGGUGAUAUAUUCCCCUCAUAAACAAUCCUGCCGUAGUUUCGUCUGGCUUAAGGUCUUCCGUUUAUCUCAUAUUCUUCUCACUUGAGUCUCCGUUUCUUCAUCCUCGCUGCUCUAGCUGGAAACUCCAGCUUCAGCUCACGACGGGGGUUUCGAGGCCUAGUGUGUGGGCUGGGGGUCCCAACGGACGUGAGCUGAAGGCACAUCGUAGGCAGGGAACUGUGGGUUGACUGCCUGGGGCCUGGGGGCUCACGUCUCAAGCAUGGCCCGAAUUUCAAUAAGGUAAUCAAUACGGGAGACUCCGCCCCCGCCAGCUUCCUCCUCCUCCUCUUGCUCUCCCACUCACUCGUACGCCCGCUCUCUCUUGCUCUCUUUCUGCGCUCCUCCCCCACCUCCGCUCCCUCCUCUCACUCUCGUCGGUCCUCCCACACUACCGACCAUCUCCCCAGCCCCCUCCCGCUGGCCCCCCAGAAAUCCUAGCUUUCCCAUGCUCUCUGGGGCGGUGGAAGGUAAAAAACGGGAAACUCGCUAUUGCCACUCCGCUAGAUCCACAACUUCGGGGUAUUUGACUAAAGCACUCACUCGUUGUAAUGGUUCUGGCGGACUGUUUUAUGCGUUGUGUGCAUCUACUAUGAGGAUGUUUUGUUGGAAAUCAAUAAAUUAUCGCGUCUGCUGUCUGGCGGGGCAGCGUGAACCAGCGUGACUCAGACUUCCUGGCAACAGGCUACGUAGACAAAAAUUAAUGACUAACCUUGUCACAGGAACAAUCAAGGGAUGAGGGAAGAAGGCAAGAACUUGUAUUCCUUGAUCACGCAUGUUUUAAUCAAACUCAGACCACAUUACACCUCAGACUGUUAACGAAAGCCUCUGAUCGCGAACGAGGUUAGAUGUCUCGUCUUUGCUUAAAUGUAUAUUCAUACAUCAUGCAUAAUGCAGUACGUAAUUUCCAUAUUAAAUGAAGCAGCACCUCUAAAAGCCAGAGUGUGGUGCCCCGUUGAGACAUGACAGGUGUGCGGCAGCAGUGGCAGCUCACUACGGAUACACUCCACUGCGAUGUAACCAAUAUUAUCGAUCUGGAACAUCGAACGCACGCAUAUUAGAAAAUCGAUUACCAAUGCUGCGGUUCGGACACGUUCGCUCCCUGAUUCUUAUCGAUUAUAGACUGAAAAUGGCACAGAGAACUGCAGUGACAUGGCGGUGGCUGACACGGCGAACCCACAUAGCUAAUUUGUUACGUGUCGCGUCCAAUUCACCACUUGGCUAUAGUAAUGAUACCUUGGCAGUAUUGCCCCGUACCCCAACAUAUUGUCCGGCCAUGGAACUAUUCAGUGUUGCAGAGCGUAACACAGAAGCCUGGGUAUUCGUCCUCCUGCUGUCAAGUGGCUCAAUUAUUGCGACGUUAGUGUGACGACUUCCACUAAUCUGGGUGUCAGUUACCGCAAGUCACACUGGCAAAAGGGGAAGUGAGAAAGUCUAGCUUGCUCUCAUAAAGGACACUGAGGCAGGCAAGACGAGAAGGUUAUCUGGCUCUCGUGGCGUCAUUCGUGGUUCAUUGGUUGGGAGGUUGACUGGCUGGGAGUGUAUUCAGGUGGAACGCUUCAUAUCCUUUCAACCGAGAGAAUUUUUUUCUUCCUUGU